AUGAGCCAGGCCUGGCCUGCCGUCGUGUCGCCGGACGGACUUUGGGUUCUAUCAUCCUCUCACCGUCGUAAAUCUGUGCAAGAGGGUAGUACAGGCCGCGCCUUAUACAGCAUGCCCACGUUAGAGGAUGAAAUGAUACCCGUGUUCUCUCCGGACAGCCAGAAGUAUAUCAGGUCUCGCAAAAACAAAUUCUGGUUGCACAAUGUCAAAUCAGGCAGGGAUGAAUACCUGGUUACUACUGAACUUGAGCACAAAUUUACUUCCUUCGCAUUUUCCUCGGAUAGCGAGAGCUUUGUGUCAGGCUCAGGAGACGGUACAAUUCGACUGUGGUCGUCGAAAACGGGUACACUGUCACGACAAAUCUUCCCGUACUAUGGGGCUGCAACGGGUUGUUGGAGUGUUGCGUAUUCCCCACUUGGACGAACAGUCGCUGGUCUGAUAUCUAAGCCCUAUAAGGGGGGCUUGCCAGUAUCUCUGGAUUUGUUUGACAGUGUGAGUGGGCAAGAAAUUAUGACCAUAAGUGUAGAAUACACUGGUAUGCCGAAGUUGGUGUCAUUUUCACCGGACGGGAAGCACGUUGCAGUGACGGGAUCUAAGAUUGUCACGAUAUUUGACAUCAACUCUGGGAAAAGAUCAUGGGGAUUGAGCGAAAAUUCUGCUCAUGAUCCCAUGGCGUCUGCGUUUUCUCCUGAUGGAAACACAUUCGCUGUAGGCAGCUCUACAUUGAGAAUUUGGGACAUGAAGGCGCUCAAGCGUCGGCUGGUUCGUUUUGAGGGCCAUGAUGGCCUUAAUCAUUCCUUGAAACGACUGAGAAUCAACACCAUAACGUUCUCUCCAAGCAGCAUGAAGGUCGCCACCACCGCUCGUGGAAGCCGAUACGUCAGGGUGUCCGACGUGACUGGAGCAAUCGCAUCUCAGCGUGGCCCACCUGACAGACAAACGACGUCAGGCGACUGA
Molecule: messenger RNA, 957 nt
Organism: Mytilinidion resinicola
Lineage: Eukaryota; Fungi; Ascomycota; Dothideomycetes; Mytilinidiales; Mytilinidiaceae
Product: YVTN repeat-like/Quino protein amine dehydrogenase
Exons: 1
Coding region: 1-957 (318 amino acids)
Molecular function (GO): protein binding
Source: RefSeq, a predicted model, not a curated record